Molecule: messenger RNA, 848 nt
Organism: Thamnophis sirtalis
Lineage: Eukaryota; Metazoa; Chordata; Lepidosauria; Squamata; Natricidae
Source: RefSeq, a predicted model, not a curated record
AUGAAUGUUAAUCCUAAUAAAAUCAGCAUUGAUCCCCACAUGUAUCAGAGUAGGAAGCCACCUAUAGCCAAAGGCAAGUCUGGAACCCUCCAUGACUUUAGCUGCAAAAGACCCUGGGAGCAGAAGUCACUGACACUCUUCGCAGUUGCUGGCCGCCUGGUUAAAGCGCCUUUGCCUGGACGCCUUUCCUCCCCUCCUCAUUCUAUUGAGGGUCAUCAGGAAGACCCCUUUGCUGAUGCAACUAAGGGUGACGACUUACUCCCGGCAGGGACUGAAGAGUACAUCCAUAUAAGGAUCCAGCAACGAAACGGUAGAAAGACAUUAACAACUGUUCAGGGGAUUGCUGAUGAUUAUGACAAAAAGAAACUUGUGAAAGCAUUCAAAAAGAAAUUUGCCUGUAAUGGUACUGUGAUUGAGCAUCCUGAAUAUGGAGAGGUGAUCCAGUUGCAGGGUGACCAGAGGAAGAACAUUUGCCAGUUCCUCUUAGAGGUUGGCAUUGUUAAGGAGGAACAACUGAAAGUUCAUGGCUUCUGAAUUGUGUGUAAUUACCUGAAGAACUCUACAGGUUUUGUUCUACCAAGCUGGCUACUCUGUGAAAUAUGAUUCUUUGUAGUAAAUGGAUUUCGCAUUCAAAAUCUGAUUUGCUUUUGCAUGAUUAUAGAAAAGAUGUGGAGUAUAGACUAGACUCACAUUAGAAAACUGCAGUAAGACUGUAACAAGAAAUGCUUAAGAAUUUUAACACAUUUCCAAUGGAAAUGUUCUACUGCUGAUACUUCAGUGCAUUUUUCAUCUGAUUUAAGUGUAUUAAAACCAUGUGUGUUGCAGCUUAAAUAAACUCUCUCUUACCA